Messenger RNA from Ilyonectria robusta, 574 nucleotides. RefSeq lists its product as uncharacterized. Gene Ontology annotation, biological process: transmembrane transport. The record is from RefSeq and is a predicted model, not a curated record. The transcript has 3 exons. Gene Ontology annotation, molecular function: transmembrane transporter activity. The coding region runs from base 79 to 375 and encodes 98 amino acids. NCBI's taxonomy places the organism in Eukaryota, Fungi, Ascomycota, Sordariomycetes, Hypocreales, Nectriaceae.
GUCGGAGGUCCGAUUUUCGUCAUCUCCCUCUUUUGGCUGGGCCGGUCUGCUCGUAAAGAUAUUCCAUUUGCAGUACCCAUGAUGGCAGGUGUUCCGUUUGGCAUGGGCUUCAUGUGCAUUUUUAUUGCCCUGCUUAAUGAUUUGACCGACGCUUACGGAGUCCUCGCAGCUUCUGCCCACGCCGCAUCAAGCUGUUCGCGCUCGUUACUAGCUACGGUUCUCCCACUCGCCGUUACCCCCAUGUUUUCGAAUUUCGGUAUUGCUGGAGCAUGUGGCCUUUUGGCCGGGCUCAGUGCACUGAUGUCCGUGGUGCCUUUCAUAUUUAUUUGGAAGGGGGAGAAAUCUGGGCAAACUCAAAGUUCUGCAACAGCUUGAAGAAGAAUCGGACGCACUGGGAACUACUAAACAAACUCAGAGCUAAGGUGGCAAACACCAGGUACAUAUAUCUAGAUUAGGGCGUAAAAUACCCAUCGGUACCCAUGAUCUGAGUAAUUUACACCCUAAUCCAGAUCCCUUAGAACCAGAAUACUUUGUAUUAUAUUCAUCAACCUACCACGGCGGAUGAUGAUCAUAG